Messenger RNA from Aspergillus heteromorphus CBS 117.55, 2340 nucleotides. Its product is annotated as HET domain-containing protein. The coding region runs from base 43 to 2340 and encodes 765 amino acids. Lineage: Eukaryota; Fungi; Ascomycota; Eurotiomycetes; Eurotiales; Aspergillaceae. The transcript is spliced from 6 exons. The record is from RefSeq and is a predicted model, not a curated record.
UGCAUUCCUGGGGUGCGUGAUGCAUGGCGUGCACAUUUCAAAAUGGACAUCCAUACCACAGCCCGAUACACCUACCAACCCCUUCCCACCAAUCCCAGCACCAUCCGCGUCCUCCGUUUACUGCCCAGUGAGCACAACGAUGCCCCCAUCGAAUGCCAGCUCCACAAUUAUGUCCUCCCAGACUCAGGAACAGGACGACACCCAUACGAAGCAUUGUCAUACGUCUGGGCCAGCGGGAUCAAGCCACGAUCGAUCUUCAUAAACGGAACCCACUUACCAGUGACCGAGAACCUCCACGCAGUGAUGUCACGUCUACGCGACCACGGUCUGCCACGGAUACUAUGGAUCGACGCAAUCUGCAUCAACCAAGAAGACGACAAAGAGAAAUCGCACCAGGUGCCGCUAAUGGGGACGAUCUACGGCCAGGCAAGCUGCGUGCUUGUCUGGCUCGGCGAGGAGCAAGAUCGCAGCAGUGAGGCAAUGGAAUGUAUACGAUUAGCUUCCCAGGAUGAGAGGAAGAACGUUCAUCACGAACAGGCUCUACGGAAGCUUCGCGGGAUGGACCUUGAGGUUUCGAUGUGGAAUGAGAAGCAUAUUUUGGACGCUGCUGUCGCUCUGCUGAGGAGAUCUUGGUUUCGGCGCAUGUGGCUAACUACCUGCUGCCUGACCGGGUAUACCUUCGCCUUGGGGUUGCGGAAGAUGGAAAUACCGUACAAGGAUCACCCGGGUCUAUGGGGUCUGGUCAGGUCUCUGUUCGAUCUAAUAAUGGGUGCAAUAUUCCGUCCUGAAUACCAGGCAAGCUCCAGAAGCGGAUCCACCAUCAGCGAGCUCAUCGACAUGUAUCAUACCCACGAGGCGACAUGGAGCCACGACAAGCUCUAUGCCUUACUCGGCAUGUGCUCCGACGAUCCGAACACCGCAGCGCUAAAGCCCAACUACGAACUCCCGUGGGAGAAGGUAUUCGAGCAGGUAAUCCGAUACACUCUCCCAGAGAACACAUCCGUGACGACAUGGCCGCAGACCGAAGCAGCGGUUAUCCAAGCUAAGGCCCACAUUCUGGGAAUUGUAGGGACAGCCAGAAGCGCCGCUGCCGGGUCGAUUCUGGCGUUUUUGCCUAAUAAAACAGGAUGGACAAGUGAGAAUGAGGAGUGGACGGUGCCCGCUUCCGCAAAGUCCAUUUGCAAGGGGGAUAUCCUCUGUUUGGUGCAGGGGGCUUCCGAACCAUGCAUCAUCAGACCUCAUCGGAAUCACUCGACGGUUAUCAUGGUCAGUGCGAGGAUAAGAUUUGUUUCUACGCACUUGAGAGUCAAAGCUCUCGAUAGUGUGCGUGAUGUGAAAGGGAUGUAUCCGAGGGAUCUGCUCUUGGUUUGGGACUGGACAACGCGCGAUACAGAUGUUCAGGAAGAGGAAGAAGUUGCGUUGAUUGAAAGGUUCAGGGGGAUGCAGCCGUGUGGUGCAGAUGAUUCUAAAACACGCGAUCCCUCGCCCAUCUGGGAAGACAUCGCCGCGAUAACAGCAACUACGCACUGGAAGAGGAUGCAAGCGCUCAUGGAUGAACGGAACGAUCUCCCCAUUACCGAAGAGGUGGUCAAGACGGCUGCGGCAAACUCGCUCGGGGUCGAUAUGAUGAAACUUCUGCUGAAGGAAAGAGGCAAAAAGCUACCUGUGACAGACAAAGUGGUCAAGGCAGCUGCAGAGAGGCCCCGCGGGCUCGAUAUAAUGCAUCUUUUGAUCCAGGAAUUUGGCAAUGAACUACCUAUUACAGAUAGAGUGGUUGAGGCAGCUGCAGGAAACUCCUCGGGGCUCGGAAUAAUGCGCCUGCUGCUGAAACAAAGGGGCGAUAAGCUACCUGUUACAGAGGAGGUUGUCAGGAUUCUUGCCCGGGAGACUUCGGGAGUGGAUAUGCUUGCUGUUCUGCUGGAACAAAGGGGGAGGAGACUGCCUAUCUCCAAUGAGGCGUUCGCUAUACUUUCUGAGCCGGUGGAUGGGAAUUCUUUGGAAGAUAGGGCUAGACGAGCAUCACGCCUGGGGACCUUGCUGUCUGGCGCACGGGAGCAUUUGCCCUCGAUAAAGAUCCUACACGGACGCCAAUCGUCUGAUAAAGGAGUGCGUCAAUCCAACAGUCCUACGGCCUCGUUUCCUUGCUGCUGGUUCCUACUGUCGUCAGUGCGGACUCUGGUGAUUCUGGCCAGACCAGCGCAAUCAUUGUACCGGUCUAGUAUCAACCGCCUGAAGGCAUCUCUGGAGCUAGUCCUUAGAUCAUCACCUACACCAUACCAGGAGAACGUUGCGUUGGGACUUCCAAUGAUAUGGGAUUGUGCCGUGGAGACGGGAAUAUAA